CGACCUUAUUGAGUAACAGCCAUAAAAGCCAUUUAUGACCGUUUACGGCAUGCUAACAGCUUGGACGCAGGUACAAGAUCAAUCCGGGCUCCGAGUAAACUGCAGGCCUACCUGGUUAACACUUGUCCUGACAACAAAAUGCUUUGCUCGGAGGUGAAGAAAAGAAGAUAUAGUUAAAGGACAAAAACAAUAACCAGGCUGAUGACCUUGCUGCCGGGCGCGGUGUGGCUGCUGUUGGCCUCCUCGCUGGUGUUUUCUCCCCCCGUGUCUGCCGGAGCCUGUUCAGCUCAGGAGUUUAACUGCACUCAGGGGUUGUUAUGUGUGCCGGAGGACUGUGUGUGUGACUUCACCGACGACUGUGGAGAUGGCAGCGACGAGGGGAACUGCGCCAGACACAAGCGGUGCGACUUUGAGGAGGGAUUCUGUAACCUGAUCCCGAGCUUGGACACGCUACCGGGAUGGAUCAGAACCACUGAGGUCCAGGGACUCGAACACGACCACAAAAACAACACAUCAGCGUAUUUCCUGUCCCUUUCACCUGUGGGAGGAAACAGAACCACAGCAGACCUGACCAGUCCCGUCUUCCUGCCCACUCAGAGCUGCCAGAUGAGUUUCUACCAUUAUGUAGGGGCAAAACAUGGAGAUCUGCUGGUCUUGGUUCACAAUCUCACGCUGGGUCAGAGCACAAAGAUGUGGAGCAGCUCGGCACAACCACAGAUGAAAACGUGGCUGCGAACGGUGAUUCAGUUCUCCAGCAAUCACAGUUUUCAGGUGCUGAUUCGAGGGAAGAUUUCAGCCGACAGCGAAGCCUCCGAGGUCCUGGCCAUCGAUGACCUAUCCUUCAGUCCUGGCUGCCUGACUGUGACCGAGAGCACCGUACCUCCACCUGUUUGCCCUCCAUCAUGGUUUUCCUGUGGCGGCGGGGAAUGCAUCGAGGAGAGUAAAGUGUGCGACUUCACGCCACAUUGUCCCCAUGGGGAGGACGAGGCUGACUGCCCUGCUGAGUGUGACUUUGAGAGUGGUUCUUGCGGCUGGUAUGAGCUCACCCUCGGGGAUGGCUUUGACUGGGUCCGGGGCUCUUCUGAAGAGGUGCUGCCACACUACUAUGGACACCCACCGCCUCUGGACCACACUACAAACAGCACUGAAGGCCACUUCAUGUUUAUACUGAUGAACAGUAGCAGCCUCUAUCCAAACGCUGUUCUCAGAGGGCCCUGGUUCAAGCAGUCGGCCUCCGGGUGCACGAUGACCUUCUGGCACUAUAACUCGGGCAUAUCUGUGGGGGCGGCGAACAUGUACCUUCGAGUCAAGGGAGUCGAGAACAACACUGUCAUAUGGAGGACUUUGUACGACCAGGGAAGGCGCUGGAACCAGGCCACCGUACAGCUGGGCCGCAUCAACCAGCCGUUCCAGAUCGCUCUGUCUAAGAUCAGCCUCGGCGUGUUUGACGGUGUCUCCGCCUUGGAUGACGUCACCUUCAGGAACUGUUCGAUGCCGCCGGCAGUGGUGGAGUGCCCCACGCACACACAUUUCCACUGCGUGCACACCAAGGCGUGUGUGGAGCACUUGCAGCUCUGUGACCUUGUGGAUGACUGCGGGGACGGAUCCGAUGAGGAGGGAUGUUCUCCAGAGCUGCAGUGUAACUUCGAACACGGGCUGUGUAGCUGGACACAGGAACAGAGUGGAGGAGAUGUGUUCGACUGGACCCGCACCCAAGGCCCCACUCCCUCCUUCAACACCGGGCCCUGGAAGGACCACACUCUGGGCACCAGCUACGGCCACUACCUCUACAUUGAGUCCUCCGUGCCCCAGGAGUUCAAGGACACGGCUGUGUUGCUCAGUCGAGUCUUCAAACCCACCCAUCAGCGCAGCAACGACCUGUCCAAGAACCACCAACGCUGUGCUUUCCGCUUCCAUUACCACAUGUUCGGCUCCCAUGUGUUCUGCCUGGCAGUUUACCUCAGGACCUCAGCGACGGGCCGUGGGUACAUGGUGUGGGUGCGAUAUGGAGACCAAGGAAACAUGUGGCACAGGAAGACGCUUUACCUCAGCAGCGUCAAGCCUUUCCAGGUUUUGAUUGAAGGUACAGUCGGAGAUGAUUUUAAUGGGGACAUUGCCAUCGAUGACCUUUCCUUUCUGAACUGCGAGCCGUACGAAGGAGAGCUCUCCACACCGAACACCACAACCCCUACAGUGACCCCCCCAGCGCCCACAGUCCAGCCCCACAGCUGCCCUGAUGGACAGUUUGUGUGUGCGGCACAUGGGGAGUGUGUCGCCAACCACAAAGUGUGUGACUUCAGACGGGAUUGUUCUGACGGCUCGGAUGAAUUAAGCUGUGCGAAGGAGCAAUGUGAUUUCGAAGGCGGUGACACUUGUGGUUGGUUGGGCGCCUACCCCUCUCUGGUACCGACCCACACAUUUCGCUGGUCGGCUGACCAAGGGGAGAGCAUUCAUGACGGAGAGCAGUACCACCGUCCUGUCAACGACCACACCAUGGGCAGCCCAGAGGGUUGGUACAUGUAUGCGGACAGUUCAAACGGUGGCUACGGUCAAACCACCGACCUCCAGACACCCGUCAUCUCGUCCACCGGGCCACAGUGCACUCUGGUCUUCUGGUACUACAUGAGCGGCUUCACAGUCGGAUCGCUGCAGGUGCUUUUGAAACGCGGAAAUGUCUCUCAUGAGGUUUGGUCUCAGAGCGGUAACCAAGGCAACAAAUGGAGGAGAGGAGAAGUGUUUUUGGGAUUGUCAGACAACUUUCAGGUGGUGUUCAGGGCGAAGCGAGGGAUCAGCUACAUGGGCGACUUGGUGAUCGAUGAUGUCAGCUUCCUGCACUGCUCCCCUCCUCUUCCUUCAGACCAGCCGUGCACACCUGAGCAGUACGCCUGCGCUAACGGCUACUGCAUCCCUCAGGACAACCUGUGUGACUUCAUCAACCACUGCGGGGACAACUCUGACGAGGACCCCUACAUCUGCAAGGGCUUCAGCGUGCGCUGCAGUUUUGAGUUCGACCUCUGUUCCUGGCGUCAGAGCCGACAGGAUGAUGUUGAUUGGCUUAUAAAAGCGGGCAGCACUCCCACAGUUGGCGCAGGGCCAUCGAGUGACCACACCCUGAGGGACCCCUCGGGGCACUACCUCUACCUGGAGAGCUCCUUCCCACAGGCAGCCGGAGACACCGCCCGCAUAACAGGACCUUUACUGAGUCGCAGGAGCUCACAGUGCAAGAUGCGUUUCUACCUCCACAUGUCCGGAGACGGCAUCGGGACCCUCAGUGUGUUCAGGAAAAGCAAAGGAAGCCUUCAUCGCCUUCUGAACGUGACGGGAGAUCAGGGCAACUACUGGCAGAUGAAGGAGAUCCCGCUGAGUGACACCGGGGACUUCGAGGUCAUGUUUGAGGGCAAAGUGGGCCGAAGUCCAAAGGGUGACAUCUGCCUGGAUGACAUCACUUUCUCUCCAGGGUGCCUGCUUGCCUCCUCUGCUGGAGUAGAGGACACUCCUCCACCUCCUGCAGGCUCCUGUCCUUCAGGCUUCCUGCCUUGUGAAAAUGGCCGGUGUUUCACUCCGGGGCAGAGCUGCGACUUCACAGAUGACUGUGGCGAUGGCACUGAUGAAAGGGAUUGUGGCACUUCCUGCUCCUUUGAGAGCGGUUGCUGUGGCUGGAAGAGCUCUCGGGCGGAUAAUUUUGAUUGGACGCUGGGGACGGGAUCUAUUAAAAGAUUACGGCCUCCGUAUGAUCACACGCUGAUGGAUGAAACUGGUCACUUUGUCUACCUGGAAGCGACACCGGUUGGACUCAAAGGCGACAAAGCUCAUCUCAGGAGCUCUGUGUUGAAAGAGUCGAGCGCCAUCUGCAAGCUCUCCUUCUGGUACUACAUUUCCCACAUGGCCACAGGAACAAUCCGCCUGCUGAUUAAGACGGAGAACGAGUUGCGGGAGGUGUGGAACAAAACAGGGCAUCAAGGGAACUACUGGAACCGUGCGGAGAUCCCCCUGAGGAAGCUGAGGAACUUCGAGGUGAUAUUUGAGGGGAUCCGCUCGAGGGACGUGAGCGGAGGAGCCGCCUUGGACGACCUGGAGUUCGUAGACUGUUCCCCAAAUAUUGUCGAGCCGGUCAGCUGUCCCGCGGUCACAGACUUUGUGUGUCGCAGUGGCCACUGCAUCGAGUCCCACCUGGUGUGUGACAGCAAGGCCGACUGCGCUGAUGAAUCGGAUGAGAUGGACUGUGAGCACAUCUUCGGCUUGCCAGGCGCUUGUAGUUUCAACAUGGACGAAUCCGAGUGGGAGGAGAGCUGCCAGCUCACUCAGGACGCCGAUGACGACUUUGAUUGGAGGAUCGGCCGAUGGACUGAGACACCGGGAGCUGGACCUCACGCCGACCACAGUCCCGGUGGUGGAGGGAGCUUCUUGUACAUACACUCAGCUACUCAGAGGGAGGGCGACAUCGCCAGGGUGACAACCAGGAGUCCGUUUCCUGCCAGUAUCGGCCAGUGUCACCUGCGCUUCUGGUUCUACAUGCACGGCUCCGACAGGAUGGGAACACUGAAGGUCUACACUGUUGGACCGAGCGGCACCAGUCUGCUGAUGUGGGCAGCCACUGGAAACCACGGUAACCAGUGGACAUAUGCUAAUGUCAUCCUGUCGAACAUGGCACCUUUCAGGGUGACCUUCCAGGCCGAGGCGGGCGGGGACGUGUGGACGGACAUCGCCCUGGAUGACAUCUCCUACACCGCGGAGUGUAUGGAAGGACCAGUGACUCCGCAGCCUCUCACCUGUGCUGUGGACCAGUACCAGUGUAUGUACUCCUUUCAGUGUAUCCCGGAGAACUGGAGGUGUGAUGGAGAGCUGGAUUGUGCCGACCAGUCUGACGAGGAGUUUUGCCCCGCUGUGGUGCCUGGUACCGUUCCUCCUCAGCUCAGCUGCCCUGUUGGACAUUACCAGUGUCUAAACAACACCUGCCUCCCCUCGUUACUGCGCUGCGACGGCGUCCCAGAUUGUCCUGAUGGAGAGGAUGAGUACGGCUGCUCUCUGCUGCAGUGUGAUCCAGGGGAACUGGUGUGUGAAGGUUCGCCUGUUUGUAUCCCACUCCAGAAUCGCUGUGACCGCUCUGCCGACUGUCUGCCUUUUCACUCUGAUGAGUCCAGCUGCCAUGAGUGUCCUCGUCUGUAUUGCCUGGAUCGUGGCUCAUGCCUUGUGGGGAGACACGGGCCUGUCUGCAAGUGUAAUCCGGGAUGGACAGGCAACCGCUGCCACGUGAAAGAGAAGCCGUCUCUGUCCACCUUGACACCCACACCAGAGGACAUACAGCUGGGGGACGUUCUCUCCUGUCUAGACUCUGUGUACGUCGGCAUCGCCAUCGGACUGCUGCUGCUCGUGGCCGGAGUCGCCGUCUGCCUUCUGGCUUUAUGCAAGCAAAGAUGUUUGUCCAUAAAGUCCAACACGAUGGACCACAGCGAGAUGGAUAACCCGGCGUUCGACUGGAGAGCAGAGCUCCCGUCCCUGCGUGAAGGGCCAGUCGGUUGUGCCAGACACAACCCAGAGGGGAGCGAUGUUCCGGGGCUUUCUGUCAGCGUCUACCCCUGGAGGAGGGAAGUGGAGCUGACUUCGGCCUGGAAGGAUGCCAAGCUGUCCUUCGCCAACCCGUUGUACAAUUACCCCCCCGGUGAUAAUGGCGCUGACUGCAGAAGCUCCGAAGCAUAAAAACGAUGGACUUUACAUAUUGACUCUGCAGUAGAUGGGGGUCGAACAGUGCGUAAACAUCCUCGAUGAGCUUGUCUUGACCCGCUGAGGUGCCAAGCCGGGCGGAUAUGAUGCAAAGAGUGGAAGAAAGUUUGCAAGGAAGCAUUUGAAUGUCAAUUCUGAUGUUGCUGUUGUGAUCUGGCUGCACUAUAGCCCAUGAUUGUUGAGUUGGGGACAAAUUGUGCCCACAUGAAUGCCAAUAAAUUUUGUUUAAAUAACGCCUUAAAGAGGUGAAAACAA
Molecule: messenger RNA, 5976 nt
Organism: Acanthopagrus latus (yellowfin seabream)
Lineage: Eukaryota; Metazoa; Chordata; Actinopteri; Spariformes; Sparidae
Gene: malrd1
Product: MAM and LDL receptor class A domain containing 1
Exons: 33
Coding region: 202-5697 (1831 amino acids)
Cellular component (GO): membrane
Molecular function (GO): protein binding
Source: RefSeq, a predicted model, not a curated record